Molecule: messenger RNA, 1341 nt
Organism: Soboliphyme baturini
Lineage: Eukaryota; Metazoa; Nematoda; Enoplea; Dioctophymatida; Soboliphymatidae
Source: the annotation of a GenBank genome assembly
AUGAGCGUCUCACUGCUACUGAUUCGUUUCGAGAUUAAAGACGGCGAGCCGCUGAUUGGUUUCGGCAUUUCUGGUGCCGCGUUUCACGAUCCUCCUGGCAGCAAAGCAGUGUCGUUUGUCAGCGGAAACCCAUUUGUCGAAAAGACCGAAGGCAUUUUGCACAUCUACAAACAGAAUACGGACGCCGGAACGACGAUUUCCAGCAGUCGCAUUCUAUGCAUAUUGAACGUUCCCGCAUUCAUGACCUCGCAUAAUUUGCUGCAGUUCGUUGCCCCAUUCAGCAGUUCUAUUUGCCACAUUCGCAUUAUACGAGAUGGUCGGCCCAACGAAUAUAUGGUUCUGUUGUAUUUUCGGGAUAUGGUGUGUGCAGAAGAAUUUUAUCGAAACGUCGAUGGCACUCGCUUCAACAGUAUAGAAUCGGACAUUUGUCACCUAGUCUUUGUGUCCAGGGUUGAGGUGAUGAAGGAAUCUGAGGGAGCGAACUGGCCGAUAUCAGGAUGCACCGAACUGCCCACAUGUUCAGUCUGCCUGGAACGCAUGGACGAAUCGGUGGACGAAAUUCUGACCAUCCUCUGUAAUCAUUCUUUCCACGGAAGCUGUCUGUCACAGUGGUCAGACACUACCUGUCCCGUAUGCCGUUAUGAACAGACACCCGAAGCUAAAGCUGAUCCGUCGUGUCAAGCUUGUGGCCGGAAACAGGAUCUUUGGAUUUGUUUGAUAUGCGGCAACGUCGGCUGCGGUCGCUACGCUGAUGGACACGCUGAACAACACUUUCAAGAAACGCAGCACACGUUUUCGCUCGAAGUCGGCGGUCAGCGAGUAUGGGACUAUGCGGGGGACAACUACGUUCAUCGUCUGGUGCAGAGCAAGACCGACGGCAAGGUGGUCGAAUACAUGCAUCCACAACAAACAGCCGAUGACUUAGAAAACGUCGAAAAGGUAGAGGCGAUCACUUUAGAGUACUCGUACCUUUUGACGAAUCAGUUGGAAUCACAGCGCAUCUACUUUGAGAACAAGUUGGCGAUGACUCAACAAAUGGCGAACAGUGAGAUCGAGAAAAUCAAGCAUGAAUUGGAGGUUGCCCAUGAAGAACGUUGCGACUUGAUGAACGUCGUACAAAAGGACAAGAGCGAUCGUCAGUCGCUCGAAAAAAAACUAGCUGCCCUUAGUGCAAAAUUGCAAAAGGCUUCAGCGGAAUUGCGCGAAGAGCGCGACAUGAACAAAUGCUUACGUGACAAUCAGAAAGCAUAUACCCAACAGAUAUCGAAGCUGGAAGCGCAGGUGAAACAGAUCAGCGAAGAAAAGGAUAAGGUAAGAUAUUUGAUGAACUUCUUUUACUGA